This is a messenger RNA of Vespa crabro (European hornet), 2613 nucleotides long. Its product is annotated as N-acetylglucosamine-6-phosphate deacetylase. Bases 530 to 1753 code for a protein of 407 amino acids. Gene Ontology annotation, biological process: N-acetylglucosamine catabolic process. Gene Ontology annotation, molecular function: N-acetylglucosamine-6-phosphate deacetylase activity. The transcript is spliced from 7 exons. The record is from RefSeq and is a predicted model, not a curated record. Lineage: Eukaryota; Metazoa; Arthropoda; Insecta; Hymenoptera; Vespidae.
AACCAUAUAAUAUUGAAAUAAAACAUUAAUAUUAUUUUAAUGAAAUAUAUAUGGUAGUAAUUUUAUGUUGAUGUCUUUUGCUUUAUUUCUUUUGCAUAAUGUAUCAGUGUUUCCAAAUACAUACCUCACACGUAUGGUAAGUAAUAUUCUGUAUACCAUACAAUAUAUUAAACAUUAUAUAUAUACCUGCAUACAUUACAAAUUAAUUUAUAUGCUUCUAAAUAUUGUGUGAAGACUGUACAUAAAAAACAUUACUUCCUUUGUAAUACAGAACUGUGUUGGGUAAAAUAGAAAUAUUUUUUACUUACAUAUAUAUUAAUUAUUUUCAUGACCUUACUGAAUAUUUAAUGUGUUUUUAGCGACAUCUUUUGAAUAUGUUGACAAUUCGAAGGUCAAUGGCAUUUGUGGGCUAACAGUUUGAUAAGAAAAGUUCGCUGAUAAUGGCUUGAUACUUAAUUAUAAAAGUCUAAUUUUUUUUUAUUACACUGGGUUCCUCAGUUUCAUACAUAUCUUUUCUUGAGUAUCGAAAAUGGAUAACAAUAAAUUGAUACUGAAACAAUUUCACAAUUGUAACAUUCUACGGGAUGGCAGGAUUAUAAAUGAAGAUUUAUGGGUUCGUGAUGGAAAAAUUAUAAAUCCAGAAAAGAUUUUUUACGAUGAAAAAAUUUUACCUGAUUGUAGAAUAGAUUGUCAAGGCGCACUAAUUUCACCAGGUUACAUAGAUUUACAAAUCAACGGUGGUUUUGGUAUAGAUUUUUCACAUAAUAUCGAGAACGUCGAAGAAGGUAUAAAAAAGAUAGCAAAAAAUUUAUUAGCAUAUGGUGUUACAUCAUUUUGUCCUACAUUAGUUACAUCUCCUAGUGAUACAUAUUACAAAGUACUGUCAAAGAUAAAAAAACAAAACGGUGGUAAUCACGGAGCAACUAUAUUAGGUGUUCAUUUAGAAGGUCCAUUUAUAAGUCUUGAUAAAAAAGGUGCUCAUCCUGCAAAAUACAUUAAAAAUUUUGAACAUGGAUUUAAAUCGUUGAUCGAUAUGUAUGGCAUUUUGGAUAAUGUUUGUCUUCUUACAUUAGCUCCAGAAAUUCCAAAUGCCAUGUCUGUAAUCAAUGAAUUAUGCAAAAGAAAUAUUAAAGUUUCAGUAGGACAUUCUAUUGCUAGUUUAAAUGAAGGAGAGGCAGCAGUAAAACAUGGAGCCACGUUUAUUACACAUCUUUUCAAUGCAAUGUUACCAUUCCACCAUCGUGAUCCAGGAUUAGUUGGCUUAUUGACAUCCGAUCAAAUACCACCUGGAAAGAUUGUUCAUUUUGGCAUUAUAGCUGAUGGUGUUCAUACUCAUCCUGCAGCAUUAAGAAUUGCACAUAGAACACAUCCUGAAGGACUCGUCCUUGUAACUGAUGCAAUAUCAGCAUUGGGUUUGAAAGAAGGUGUACAUCAAUUAGGCCAGCUUGAUAUAGAAGUACGUAAAGGGCGUGCCUAUAUUGCUGGUACCAAUACUCUUUGUGGCAGUGUGGCUGAAAUGUCUGAAUGUGUACGUAUUUUUAAGGAAGCAACAGGCUGCUCAGUAGUUGAAGCCUUAGAAGCUGCAACCUUGCAUCCAGCAAGAGCACUAAAAAUUGAAUCUAAAAAAGGUGUAUUAAAUUUUGGUGCUGAUGCUGAUUUUGUUUUACUAGAUGAUAAUCUAGAACUCCUAUCUACAUGGAUAUCAGGAGAUUGUGUUUAUACUAAGUGCAAAUGUACCUUGCAGUCUUCAUGAAAAAUUUUGUCAGUAUGAGAAUAUUAACAUUAUGAAACAGACAAUAUUUUGAUUUUUAAAUAAUAACUUAUUGUAUUACUUAAUGGCUAUGAAUUUCACGCCUAUUAUGUUAAAGUGAAUGUAUUUACACAGGUUACAUUUAUUUCAUUGCAUAUUAUAUAUUUUAUAUAUUACUUUUUUAUUUCCUGAUAUUAAUCUUAUGAAUUGUAUAAUAUCUAUUAAUCUUGAUUUGUUUAAUCUAUGCUGUUGCAUACAAAGUCUGCAUAAAUAUAAUAUUUUAUGAUUAUAUUGUUGUGCAGCUUGUAUUUUAAAAAAUCUUAAUAUGCAAUGUAAAUAUAAUAAAUAUUUACAUUUUAUACAAGAUAAAUUUUAAUAUACAAUAUAAAUAAUACAACUGAAAUAAUUAUUUACAAUUUAUAUUACUUUAUUUGUAAAACAGCAUGUAUAUAUUAACUACAGUACAGUUAUAUGUAUGAUGAUUAUUUGUUACUUUAAUUUGAUAUAAAUAUAGAAAUUAAUUUUAAAAAGAGAAUAUUGUCUGCAUAAUGCAUAUGUGAGAAUGUUAAUUGAAAUAAGAAUAAAUAUAUUUUUAUAAUUUGUCAAAAAACUUAAAUAGUAAUAUAAUAAAGAAAACAAAAAGUUAUAAAAGAUUAUUUCCUAGUAUAUCUUAUGAUGUAUAUAAUUUUAAACAUUGUUGAGUUAGGCUAAAAUAUUUUUUAUACGAAAAUUAUUCUGUAAUUCAUAAAAUAUGUAGGGAAUAUAUAUGUGUAUGUAAUAAAACUAUUUUUAUAGUUUAAAAAUGAGAUAAUACGUGUAUCGUUUGAAUUAUAAUCAAUAAACAACAUCUUUCAAGUUGCAAA